UCCCCCAUUCUUCCCGUGGUCAGCGGGGCGCGCGCGCGGCCAUGGAGCGGAGCGGGCGCCGCCGCCGCCGGCACUGAGGGAAGGAGACGCGAGAGGGAGAAGGGAGCGCAUCCGCCCGGCCCCCGCCCCGCAGAAUGGACUGCUGAAUUGGGAUUUAUUGCAGACUCAACUGUACAGUGCUGCUCGUUGCUUCAUCUAUUACCAGUUAUUUAAAUUGGACUUUUAAUAUCCUGCCAGCUGCUGUGCACACACACAUGCUGCAUUGUUGCCAUUCUCAGAAUUGCAUCUUUGAAACCCAGGCCCUCAGUAACCUUCAUCGAAGAAAGAGGCGACCUCCUGCGUACGUUUGUAGAGGGAGAUUUUGGCCCUGCUGCCCUCUGGCUUUCUGGCUGGUGCUGUAUUUCUGAGACACCAUGGAGCCCAGUAUGGAGUACUGCUUAGCGCAGGUGCUGCAGAAGGAUGUUGGAAAGAGACUUCAGGUUGGCCAGGAAUUGAUAGAUUAUUUCUCAGAUAAACAGAAGUCAGCUGAUCUUGAACAUGAUCAGACUAUGCUGGAUAAAAUGGUUGAUGGACUGGCCACUUCUUGGGUAAAUUCCAGCAAUUAUAAGGUGGUUCUCCUGGGCAUUGACAUCAUCUCUGCACUGGUGUCCCGCUUGCAAGAUCGCUUCAAGGCCCAGAUUGGCACAGUGCUGCCAAGUUUGCUUGAUAGGCUGGGAGAUUCUAAGGACUCAGUGAGGGAGCAGGAUCAGACCUUGCUGCUGAAAAUCAUGGAACAAGCUGCUAACCCUCAGUAUGUGUGGGACAGGAUGCUAGGAGGAUUCAAACACAAGAAUUUUCGGACAAGAGAAGGGAUUUGCCUCUGCCUUAUUGCAACACUCAAUGCAUCUGGAGCUCAGAGUUUAACACUGAGUAAGAUAGUGCCACAUAUAUGUAACUUACUUGGAGAUCCAAACAGCCAGGUUCGAGAUGCAGCAAUAAACAGCCUUGUGGAAAUUUACAGACAUGUUGGUGAACGUGUAAGGGCUGAUCUCAGUAAAAAAGGAUUACCCCAGUCUCGGUUGAAUGUAAUUUUUACAAAAUUCGAUGAGGUCCAAAAAUCUGGAAACAUGGUCCAGACAUCAGUUGAUAAAAUUUUUGAUGAUGAAGACUCCGUGGAUGGGAACAGACCUUCCUCAGCCAGCUCCUCUACAUCUUCAAAGGCUCCUGCAAAUUCACGCAGAGUUGGGAUGGGCACUACCCGCAGACUUGGCUCUGCAGCUCUGGGCUCCAAGUCUUCAACAGCCAAAGAGGGAGCAGGUGCUGUGGAUGAAGAAGACUUCAUUAAGGCAUUUGAAGAUGUCCCAACAGUUCAGAUUUAUUCCAGCCGGGAUCUUGAGGAAUCCAUAAACAAGAUCAGAGAGAUCCUAUCAGAUGAUAAACAUGACUGGGAACAGAGAGUUUCUGCGUUGAAAAAGAUCCGCUCCUUACUUUUGGCUGGAGCUGCAGAAUAUGAUAACUUCUUCCAACACUUAAGACUUUUGGAUGGAGCAUUUAAAUUAUCUGCUAAAGACCUGCGGUCUCAAGUCGUACGAGAGGCUUGUAUCACAUUGGGACAUCUGUCAUCAGUUCUGGGAAACAAGUUUGACCAUGGGGCAGAAGCCAUCAUGCCAACAAUUUUUAAUCUAAUUCCAAAUAGUGCCAAAGUCAUGGCCACUUCUGGUGUUGUAGCAGUUAGAUUAAUCAUUCGACACACGCACAUCCCUCGGUUAAUACCCAUCAUAACCAGUAAUUGUACCUCCAAGUCUGUUGCAGUUAGAAGGCGCUGCUUUGAGUUUUUAGACUUGCUAUUGCAGGAGUGGCAAACACACUCCUUAGAAAGACACAUAUCAGUGUUAGCUGAAACAAUAAAGAAGGGAAUUCAUGAUGCAGACUCUGAAGCCAGGAUAGAGGCAAGAAAAUGCUACUGGGGUUUCCACAGUCACUUCAGCCGAGAGGCAGAGCAUUUGUACCACACCUUGGAGUCUUCCUACCAGAAGGCCCUGCAGUCGCAUUUGAAGAACUCUGACAGCAUCGUGUCCUUGCCACAGUCAGAUCGCUCCUCCUCCAGCUCCCAGGAGAGUCUCAACCGUCCACUGUCUGCCAAAAGAAGUCCUACUGGAAGUACAACAUCUAGAGCAUCUACAGUAAGUACAAAAUCUGUGUCAACACCAGGAUCUCUGCAGCGAUCCCGCAGUGACGUCGAUGUGAAUGCAGCAGCUAGUGCCAAGUCAAAAGUGACGUCUUCUGGAGCAUCCACCCCCUUCAGUUCUGCUGCAGCCUUGCCCCCAGGGUCAUACGCAUCACUAGAUGGUACUACCAGUAAAACCGAGGGUCGGAUUCGUACCAGGAGACAGAGCUCUGGCAGUGCCACAAGCGUCACCUCAACCCCUGCUGAUACUCGAGGCCGCAGCCGGGCUAAAGUAGUUUCCCAGUCCCAGCGAUCCAGAUCAGCUAAUCCUGCUGGUGCUGGUAGCCGGUCUAGUUCUCCGGGUAAGCUCUUAGGAAGCUCCUAUGGUGGUGGCCUGAGCAGUGGAACAUCCAGAGUCCAGGCAGUGCCAUCAUCCUCAGAGAAGCGCAGCAAGAUUCCUCGGAGCCAGGGAUGCAGUCGGGAGACGAGUCCCAACAGAAUAGGCCUAGCAGACUUUUUUUUUAAGUCAGCACGGAGCAGUCGUAUCCCCCGACCCAGCAUGAGUCAGGGGUGCAGUCGUGAUACCAGCCGUGAGAGCAGUCGAGAUACAAGCCCUGCUCGGGGCUUCCCUCCACUUGCUUCUCGACGUCAUUCCAGGUCCACUAGUGCUCUCUCCACUGCUGAUUCUGUUGGGCAGUCAGACCGGUUUGGACUUGGACAGCCAGGCAGGAUGCCUGCUUCCGUGAAUGCCAUGCGAGUCCUGAGCACCAGCACAGAUCUGGAGGCUGCUGUGGCCGAUGCACUGCUGUUAGGAGACUCCAGGAGCAAGAAAAAGCCAGUGAGAAGAAGAUACGAGCCCUAUGGGAUGUAUUCGGAUGACGAUGCCAACAGUGAUGCAUCCAGCGCUUGCUCGGAGCGCUCCUAUGGCUCCAGGAACGGGGGCAUUCCACACUACCUGCGGCAGACUGAAGAUGUGGCUGAGGUUCUGAACCACUGCGCCAGCUCCAACUGGUCUGAAAGGAAAGAAGGGCUCAUAGGUCUUCAGAAUUUACUGAAAAGCCAACGGACACUGAGCCGAGUCGAGUUAAAAAGGCUGUGUGAAAUAUUUACUCGCAUGUUUGCUGACCCUCACAGCAAGAGAGUCUUCAGCAUGUUUCUGGAAACCCUGGUUGAUUUCAUCAUCAUUCAUAAAGAUGACUUGCAGGAUUGGCUUUUUGUUCUCCUGACCCAGUUGCUGAAGAAAAUGGGAGCAGAUUUGUUGGGGUCUGUGCAGGCAAAAGUUCAAAAAGCUCUGGAUGUCACCAGGGAUUCUUUUCCAUUUGAUCAGCAAUUUAACAUUUUGAUGAGGUUUAUUGUAGAUCAGACCCAGACACCAAACCUGAAGGUGAAAGUUGCUAUCCUGAAGUAUAUUGAGUCCUUGGCAAGACAGAUGGAUCCAACAGACUUUGUGAACUCCAGUGAGACAAGACUUGCUGUAUCUAGAAUUAUAACUUGGACAACAGAACCAAAGAGCUCAGAUGUGAGAAAGGCAGCACAAAUAGUCCUGAUUUCUCUCUUUGAACUGAACACCCCUGAGUUUACCAUGUUACUUGGUGCCUUGCCAAAAACAUUCCAGGAUGGUGCUACCAAGCUCCUGCACAACCACCUCAAGAACUCCAGUAACACCAGUGUGGGUUCUCCCAGCAAUACCCUUGGUCGGACUCCUUCCCGGCACUCCAGCAGCAGAACCAGCCCCUUAACUUCACCUACCAACUGUUCCCAUGGUGGACUGUCUCCAAGUCGGCUCUGGGGUUGGAGUGCAGACGGGCUGUCGAAGCACCCCCCUCCCCUUUCUCAGCCUAACUCCAUCCCCACUGCUCCUUCCCACAAGACUUUCAGACGCUCUUACUCUCCCAGUAUGCUGGAUUAUGACACGGAGAACCUAAACUCUGAUGAAAUCUACAGCUCUCUUCGUGGAGUCACGGAAGCGAUUGAGAAAUUUAGCUUUCGUAGUCAAGAGGACCUGAAUGAGCCAAUCAAACGUGAUGGAAAGAAAGACUGUGACAUUGUAUCUCGAGAUGGUGGCCUUGCUCUCCCUACCGGUGAUGUCCGUGGAAGCAGUGACAUUGUGGAAGGUGGAAGGAUGGCUCUGGAUAACAAAACCUCCCUCCUGAACACCCAGCCUCCCCGCGCCUUUUCAGGGCCCCGUGCUCGGGAAUACAACCCCUAUCCUUACGCUGACACAAUCAACACUUACGACAAGACUGCACUGAAGGAAGCAGUGUUCGAUGACGACAUGGAUCAGCUUCGGGAUGAAGUACCCAUUGACCAUUCGGAUUUGGUGGCUGAUCUUCUGAAAGAGCUCUCCAACCACAACGAGCGGGUGGAGGAGCGGAAAGGAGCUCUCCUGGAAUUGCUAAAGAUCACAAGGGAAGAUAAUCUUGGAGUUUGGGAGGAGCAUUUCAAAACCAUUCUGCUCUUGCUGCUGGAAACGCUUGGAGACAAAGAUCAUUCGAUAAGAGCCCUGGCACUGCGAGUUCUGAGGGAGAUCCUACGGAACCAGCCGGCGAGGUUUAAGAAUUAUGCGGAGUUGACUAUCAUGAAAACACUGGAAGCACAUAAGGAUUCCCACAAGGAGGUCGUCAGAGCUGCUGAAGAAGCUGCUUCCACCCUGGCGAGUUCCAUCCACCCCGAGCAGUGCAUCAAGGUGCUUUGCCCCAUCAUUCAGACUGCAGAUUAUCCAAUUAACUUAGCUGCCAUCAAAAUGCAAACGAAAGUCAUCGAGAGGAUUUCCAAGGAAUCGUUGCAUCAGCUCCUACCCGAUAUCAUUCCUGGGUUGUUACAGGGCUAUGAUAACACGGAGAGCAGUGUCCGAAAAGCCAGUGUAUUUUGCCUAGUGGCUAUUUAUUCAGUAAUUGGAGAAGAACUGAAACCUCAUCUCGCACAACUCACAGGAAGCAAGAUGAAGCUACUAAACUUGUAUAUAAAGAGGGCCCAGACCACCAACAGCAACAGCAGCUCCUCUUCAGAUGUUUCAACGCACAGUUAAUGGAGAUCUGUGGACAUGUGUAGACUUAGAAGCAAUCAACGGUGCCUCUCAGAGACCUUUCUGCUACUCUUCACUGGCACGCUCCAUCAGCUUAAGGAAGCCAUGCAGAUAUUUAUUGCAAUCAGUAUUUUAGUCCCUUAAAAGCUUUUACGUAGAAUCUUACUGGUAUUGAAUGUAAAGGAAGCAAGGUCUGUGUCGCAGUCUUCAUUAAAAGUGAACAUCAGAAAGCCGUACUUAAACAUAUUUGUAUAGCCUGCUGAAAUCUCAGAAAUAUGUUUAGGUUAGCAUUCUAACCCUGAGUCCAAGAACCUGGACACAUGUAAAAGUCAAACAAAUCUUGUUGGUUUAGUUCAUACCCAGUUUUGGUUUCUGUGUGCUAGUUAUCUGCUCUCUCCCCCCACUCAUUCUGACUGGGUCCUCCUCUUCUUUCAAGUCUUGUGUUCCUGUUUCGUAGUCCCUGUUGCAGCUUGCCUAACUUGCAGGGCUCUCCAUGAGGAGAUCUUUGCAGAAGUGGCUGUGAUUCCAGCCUCAGAUGCUUUAAUACUGAGAGAUACCAAGUGAGUAAUGAAAGCGUAGGUUCUUUUUAAACAUCUGAGUUUUGUACAUAGUUCUGACAGACCCCAGAUGGGCUGAUCUCUCUGUAACUGCUCUUCAGACAGCUGUGCUAUGCAUAACAGCUGGGCACUUGCUCUUUUCAUUGACUUUGUAAAUACUUCUCCCCUCUCAACCCAUUUGGCUCUUUCAUAUGUUCAAAAGACUCUCCUGGUUACCUGUUACUCCCCAAAGGGAACCUGAGACCCAAUUCUGGGACCGAUGUCUGCAAAUAGGAUGGUGGAGUUGGGUGGGUGGGGUUGGGUUAGGCUCUCAGUGUGUCAGUGGCUGGGCAGUGGGAGCUGGCAGAGCUGUACCUCAGUGCCAGCUGUUUUCCUUGAAAUCUGUAGCAUCAAAGGGCUGAUCUUCUGCUCUGACUGAUCCACUGAUGCUGGAUGGCUUUGUCCCCACAACUUCUUUGCACUUGGGGCAAAAUGUUCAUCCCAGAGGACAGAAAGGGUGUCUGAAUCUGAACAGAAAUACCACAUGGAAGCACCUCUGAGCCAGCUGGGAUGGUGCUGGUUGCCUGCCACAGCCCCUCCUGUUCCUGAAGACCCUGCAGUGCUGUUAACUGCCUUUAGAAACCUUCUUUGUGGCCAUCUCCACACACAGGCCUGCUGAGUGCUCUGCAUUUCAGAAGAGUGGGGGUCCCUCACUGGGCACUGCUGGCAGCAGGGUGCUCCGGGUGGGGGUGCAGCAGGGAAAACCCUUUUGCAGCCUAAUAACGCAGACCAGGUCAGAGGCAAACCAGCAGCAAUCAAAUACCCCACAGCACCGCUCUUCCCUCUGUUUGCAAAGGGGGAGCUCCCCCUGGCUCUGCCUGUAACCAGGGAAGGCAGGACCUCACUAAUUAACAUGCUGUGUUUGGCCCUGGGCGGGAUCCUGGCUGAUGGGCAUGCCCACCCCAAACCUUGCCAUGGAUCACAGCUGGGGUUUUGCUCCCAGUGCCAGUGACGCAAGAGGACCGCGGGCCUGCAGCUUAUGGCUGCAGCUGUGCUGAUGGAUGUGUGUUCCCUGGCUGCUCUCAAUGCCUUGGAGUCUCUCCAGCUUCCUCCAUCUCCCCUUUGGGGAGCUGAAGGGACACCUUGGGAACAUACUGAGAACAUGAGACUCCGUUACUGCGGCAGGGGAGGGUAAAGCCCCUUCCAUCAGUUACCCCUGUGUGUUUCAGCCCCACCCCUGAGGAGCUAAGCUGGGAGCUGAUGCUAGGUGCCAGCUUUUCUCCCAGUCCUCAUCUCAAGAGAGAUUGGGGCUGGUGGGGGACUGUGUGGCACUGGGCUGCAAAGCUUGUUGGUCCCUUUCCCUGCUCACAUGAGAGCAGAGGAGGUGAUUUGCUCCUGGUAUGUGUGCAGGCUUUUGCUGGCUGCAGGGCUAGUUCCCUGAUCUUUCCCAGCUAGUAAUGCUAGGGCAGGAGAAACUCUGUGCUUUCCUGGGUGUUGUGGGAUUCCCCCAGGGUCUUUCCACGGGCUCAGAAAAGCCAUCCUCACUACAGGGGAUAUUGGCUGCUCCAUGGUUCGUGUCUGCCUUUCUGUGGACCAUUUCUUUUCCACAUCUUUUGGUAUGCUUAUUAGAAUGCUCUUUUUAAAUUUUUUUGAAUGAUUCAAAUUUGAUUUUAGCACAAAUUUAUUUUUCCUUUUGAGGAAAUACUCAGCUGACUUGUUGGCAGCAGUUAAGCUGUCUUGUUUGAACUUUUAGUAGCGGGCUAGGGUUUUUUUGGGGUGUUGGGUUUUUUUUUUUUUUUUUUUUUGUUUGGUUUUUUUUUGUUUUUUUCUAAUUGUACUCUUUAACUGCUUAGUAUUUAUGCCUGUCUUUCUCCCCAUCUCAGUUCAGCAUCUUCUGUUCCAGUUCUAGGGUUCAGAAGGUCAGCAUAGCUGACCAGGUGGUAUUAGUCCCUCCCAGCUGUGAUGGAGCUUGGUCCAUCAUCAUUUGCUGUUGGUUGGUUUUGAUUUUGUUUUUUUCCAUUGAAUGGCACACUGUAGCAAAUCUCCAGGAAUUGAAUUCCUUCUCAAAUGAUUUUAUAUGUUUUAUAAAAUCCUGUUGGUAUGCACUGAGAGUGAACACACUGUAAUGUCCCUGACACCUCAGUCGGGGUCAAAGCUCAUCCUUGAAAAGGCGCCUGCGGCCAGCCUGCGCUUCCCGAGGCCACUGGCACACCCGGGGCUGCAAAGGGUAGAAUCAGGCCUUACUUUCUGAAUCAGAUUCAGUUCUGUUUGUCAACAGAUGCUCAUUAAUGUGCUACUUAAUUCCACUGCAUGAGUCGAGGACUGUCCAUCCUUUGAGUACUCUAGGAUAUGUUCUACCUGUACACAGUAGGAGCAUUCUGCUUAGGUAUUUAUAAAUCAUCGCAGAUAAUGUACAUAGUAGGGUUGUUUAGUAUGUUGAACAUGACCCAGUUUUUAUUUUGUGUUUCCUUUGAAGUACUCAAAGGGCUAGCUCUGAAUGUCACCUCUCUGAUCUCCAGUUUUGGCUUCAACAAGCUGUACAAUCAUCUUGUUUUCCCUUCAGCGAGCAUAAAGGUCUCUCUGGCUACAAAUCAGUGUCCACACACGCUUGCAGAGGAAGGUCUGCGUGCUGCAGUGCCUCACUGCACCGGUGAAGCUUGUGUUCACCUUCUCCUGGCAGUAGCCACCUACUGCAGCUGCCUUUUCUUUUCUUGCUGCCCAUUAUGCAGGGCUUCAAUUUUUCGUACUUUAAAAAAAAAAAAAAGGGAAAAAGAAAAAAAGAAAAAGAAAAAAAAGUGUAUUUUCUUUGCCCACCAUGCUUUAAAAAUCUGAAUGAGAGAAAACUCUCAGCAGACAGCAGCUCUUGGCUGCAAGGUUGCCGAAAUCUCAGAUGUGGAUGUUUUUUCUGCCAUUGGCUGCACCAGUGCUCCAUGGGCAUGGGCAAAUCCCAGCCCCAUCUGCCCCACAGGUCUACGUACUGUAGUUCUCAUGUAGUUCAGAAAUACCGAGGCAUGUGGCUUUCUUAAGGUACACUAUGUGUGCUUGCCUGGAUUACAAUACAAUACGAGACUGUCUUUUUAAUUGCUUAUUACUAGCUUACCAAUAACCUGUAUAAGUAAUGUAACUUGCAUCUUUGUCAUCAGAACCUUUUCUCCCCACCCCUUUAUUUAUCAAGCAUAAUAUUACAUAUUAAGGGACAGGAAAAUAGACCUUUGUAGUAUACAGCAGGACGUUGCUAACAAUGUUUUAGAUGGGAAGUGAAAAACGCUCUGAAAAAUGCCAGCCAUGAGAAAUGACUUUGUUGGCACCGUGUUCAUGCGCAUGUAUUUUUUUCUAUUUUUUCCGCUUUUGUCAUGUUACAUCCAUAUCUGUAUUUAUAUCUUAUUUGUUUCACUUUUGAGUGUAUCAUGGCAAUUGUACAGAUGUUUUUUGUUAACAUUUACGUGAUAGAAUUUGCUAAAAAAAAUUAAAAUAAAACCUUUUGAGUUUGCCCUAGA
Messenger RNA from Corvus hawaiiensis (hawaiian crow), 9204 nucleotides. RefSeq names its product cytoplasmic linker associated protein 1 (gene CLASP1). Gene Ontology annotation, cellular component: cytoplasmic microtubule; mitotic spindle; microtubule organizing center. NCBI's taxonomy places the organism in Eukaryota, Metazoa, Chordata, Aves, Passeriformes, Corvidae. Gene Ontology annotation, molecular function: kinetochore binding; microtubule binding. The transcript has 44 exons. The record is from RefSeq and is a predicted model, not a curated record. Bases 414 to 5174 code for a protein of 1586 amino acids. Gene Ontology annotation, biological process: mitotic spindle assembly.